Messenger RNA from Myiozetetes cayanensis, 2098 nucleotides. RefSeq lists its product as uncharacterized. The coding region runs from base 200 to 2098 and encodes 632 amino acids. The transcript has 3 exons. The record is from RefSeq and is a predicted model, not a curated record. NCBI's taxonomy places the organism in Eukaryota, Metazoa, Chordata, Aves, Passeriformes, Tyrannidae.
AGGCCCCGCUGAAAUCCCGGCCCAGAUCCCAGAAGCGCAAAAUUCAGGGGUGACGGAACGCUUAAAAGAAAAGUCUGAGAAACGUUUUGAGGUGAAACAUUUUGCGAAGAAACGAGUGAGCGGCAUUGUAACGGUAACACGGGGGCCACACUCAAGAUGGCGACGUGCUGAACGGAAGUCAUCCGAGGACACACUCAAGAUGGUGGCGCCACCACCGGAAAUAAUCGAGGCCACACUCAAGAUGGCGGCACACUCACAGGAAGUUAUCGAGGCCACACUCAAGAUGGCAGCGCCCUCACCGGAAGUCCUCCAAACCUACAAUCAAGAUGGCGUCACCCUCACCGGAAGUCAUCCGGGGACACACUCAAGAUGGCGACGCGCUGACCGGAAGUCAUCAAAGGCCACACUCAAGAUGGCGCCUCCCUCACCGGAAGUCUUCCAAGCCUACAUUCAAGAUGGCGCCGCCCUCACCGGAAGUCCUCCAAGCCUACAAACAAGAUGGCACCGCCCUCACCGGAAGUCCUCCGAGCCUACAAACAAGAUGGCGGCGCCCUCACCGGAAGUCCUCCGAGCCUACAAUCAAGAUGGCGCCGCCCUCACCGAAAGUCCUCCAAGCCUACAAUCAAGAUGGCGCCGCCCUCACCGGAAGUCCUCCAAGCCUACAAUCAAGAUAGCGCCGCCCUCACCGGAAGUCCUCCAAGCCUACAAACAAGAUGGCGCCGCCUUCACCGGAAGUCUUCCAAGCCUACAUUCAAGAUGGCGCCGCCCUCACCGGAAGUCCUCCAAGCCUACAAACAAGAUGGCACCGCCCUCACCGGAAGUCCUCCAAGCCUACAAACAAGAUGGCGCCACACUCACCGGAAGUCAUCCGAGGACACACUCAAGAUGGCGGCGCCCUCACCGGAAGUCCUCAAGCCUACAAUCAAGAUGGCGCCGGGUUUUGCAUCAUCGGGUUUUGCAGCCAAGAAAAACAAGGACAGAGAUGAGGGAAUCGUUCCCGCGCCGCGCGCCUCGCCCCGGCCCCGCCCCCCGGCUCGCCCCGGCCACGCCCCAGCUCGCGCCGGUCCACGCCCCGGCUCGCACCGGCCACGCCCCAGCUCGCGCAGGCCCCGCCCCGCAGCUCGUGCCGGUCCCGCCCCUGGCUCGCGCCGGCCCCGCCCCUGCCUCGCGCAGGCCCCGCCCCCGCCUCGCGCCGGUCCCGCCCCAGCUCGCGCCGGUCCCGCCCCAGCUCGCGCAGGCCCCGCCCUCAGCUCGCCGGUCCCGCCCCGCCUCGCGCCGAUCCCGCCCCGCCUCGCGCCGGUCCCGCCCCCGGCUCGCGCCGGCCACGCCCCAGCUCGCCCCGGCCCCGCCCCAGCUCGCGCCGUUCACGCCCCCAGCUCGCGCCAGUCCCGCCCCUGGCUCGCCCCGGCUCCGCCCCUGGCUCGCCCAGCUCCGCCCCAGCUCGCGCCGGUCCCGCCCCAGUUCGCCCCGGCCCCGCCCCCGGCUCGCGCAGGCCCCGCCCCCCGGCUCGCGCCGGCCACGCCCCAGGUCGCCCUGGCCCCGCCCCAGCUCGCGCAGGCCCCGCCCCCGGCUCACGCCGGUCCGCCCAGCUCGCGCGGUCCCGCCCCCGCCUCGCGCCGGCCACGCCCCCGGCUCGCGCAGGCCCCGCCCCAGCUCGCGCCGGUCCGCCCCCAGCUCGCGCCUGUCCCGCCCCCAGCUCGCCUCGCGCCGGUCCUGCCCCUGCCUCGCGCCGGCCACGCCCCCGGCUAGCGCAGGCCCCGCGCCCCGCCUCGCGCCGGUCCCGCCCCGGCUCGCGCCGGCCGCGCCCCGGCUCGCGCAGGACCCGCCCCGCCUCGCGCCGGUCCCGCCCCCAGCUCACGCAGGCCCCGCCCCCGGCUCGCCCCGGCCCCGCCCCAGCUCGCGCCGGUCCCGCCCCCGGCUCGCGCCGGCCACGCCCCUGGCUCGCGCCGGCCACGCCCCAGCUCGCCCCGGCCCCGCCCCCAGCUCGCGCCGGUCCCGCCCCAGCUCGCCCCGGCCCCGCCCCUGGCUCGCCCCGGCUCCGCCCCCAGCUCGCGACAGUCCCGCCCCCGGCUCGCACCGCCUCUGCCCGCACCCCUGA